Messenger RNA from Biomphalaria glabrata, 1798 nucleotides. RefSeq lists its product as uncharacterized. The record is from RefSeq and is a predicted model, not a curated record. Bases 27 to 1535 code for a protein of 502 amino acids. The transcript is spliced from 9 exons. NCBI's taxonomy places the organism in Eukaryota, Metazoa, Mollusca, Gastropoda, Planorbidae.
AAAUGUUUAUAUUUCCCUAGGCAAAGAUGUUAAUUGCUUGUGGUAUUUCCGUGUCGAUAUCUCUUGGCAUUUUACUGGCAAUGGAUUUAGUAGCAGGAAAAGACUGCCAUCCGCCUUGGUAUGGUCGGAAAUGUUUGCAGCAUUGCAAUUGUCAAAACCAAGCGAGUUGUCCCUCUUGUGACUAUUCUUGUAUACCUGGCUAUUUCACGAAGGAUUGUCAAUACAGUGACGUAAUGCAAGAGAAUAGCACCACCGUCAGAGGUCCAUCUGGUAACUACGAAUCCUACACUCAGGGCCUGAUCCGUGGCAUGGACACAUCGCCACUUGAGAUCAACUUCAAUCACGAGACGUUCUUUACCUGGAUGACGCUGUGUUUCGAAACCAAUGUGCCAAUAGAAUAUGCCAGUUUUUCUCUCAAUGUCAGCACUUCCCUGAAACUGAAUGUCGACCCGGACACUAACUGUGGCGAAGUGUCCAAACUGUUCCUGAAUGAGUCUCACUGUGUCGUCCUGAGAUGUGAGCCCUACCUGCUCGUCACUAAAGUCUUUGUUUACUGGCAGGGGAAAAUCCAAUUAAGAUCCUUAAAUGUUAGCGGAGGGGCUAACAUGGCUCUGAAGCAGGACGUCAGGCUUGAUGUAAAAAGUAAAGAUCCAAAUCGAAACCCAAGCUACGUGGUCGACCAGGACUACGGCACCACGGCUACAUCCCAACAUAAGACUAGGUUACCCGUCUUUCAUGUGAUAUUAAGAGAGGCGAUCUGGAUCCAGAGAAUCGUUCUAGUAACAGCGUCCAAAGAAGUCCAUAAUUUAAGCGUUCAAGUGUUUGAUGAUCUAUCUAAAGCCACAGACGCCGACUACAGCUAUCUGGUGGCCACAGAACAUGACAACAACUUCUUUCACAGUUUUUAUGUGCCAUCAAGAAAAAGGUCGAAGAAAAUCAAGGUCACUGGAGUGAAUAAUAUUAAACAAAGAUCUCUUUCUUUUGCUGACAUUUUAAUAUAUUCCGAUUGUCUCUUUCCCUUCUACGGCCCGACCUGCGAAGACUCUUGCAGUAUUGGAUGUGAAGAUAUGACCUGCUACGUUACUGGCGAGUGUUUUAGCUGCAUGUCUGGAAUGACAGGAAAACUCUGUUUAGAAUUUGAUCCGAGUAUCGACGAAGGAAAUGAAGAGGAAUUUGUCCCGGAAAACAUCCCUAAGACUCCAUUUAGUGACCAUGCUGCCAGAAAGAGCGAGUCUUUGUUUGCCGGGACAGACCUAUUUUUUGCCAUUUUGUUUGGGGCGGUGAUACUUGUCAUUUUACUGAUGCUGGCUUUCUACAUCCUAAUCAACAUUGCUGUUGCACGCUCCGAGAGUUCGUUUAGCCGAAAAAGUCAAAUAACUACAAGUUUCACCAGCACUAUAAAACAUAACAGUGUGGGUUCGACUCGCGUUUCUUCAGGGCCCUACUCGACCAAGAGAGUAUCUUUAGCUUCAACUGUUAACGGGCCGCAGGAAGGACAGACACGGGAACCAGACAAGCAAAGCAAAGCAAUGUAAUUUGAAUGUAAAUUGAAAGACAAAAACAACAACAACAACAACACAACUACAAAUAUCUAUACAUUGUUUCUUACAGCGUAUUGUAAUAGUUUUGUUUUAUUAAACCCAAGAUAAAUAUAAAUAAUAUUUUAAAAAUGUGGAGUGAUAUUUUAGCAUAUUUACUGUAAUCCUGGUACAUACUGUAGUGAGAAGAAAAUUAAAUCUUUUCAAAUUUUUUUUUAUUAACAAUAUUCUGAUGUGUGUGUGUGUUAGUGUCUGUGAGU